CUUUUAGGGGACGCUAACUAAUGCUUAACAUCUGUCCUAUAGGACUACAUUGCUGCCCGGUUCAUAACUGCUGGUAACAGCGUUCUCGCGCAAUACUCGAUCAACUUCAAGGAUUUUUUGUUGAUAUAUUAAUCAUGUAGAGACAAAAACAUGAGAAAAUAGAGUUCAGGUUAAAAAAAAAAGGUGCCUUUAACUUCAUGAAGAUGUCCCUCUGUAGUGGUGGUAGCGUCUCUCAGGUUUAGUGUUUCCUCUGCAGUAAGAGCAGUGUGUUGUCUGCAGGUUGUAGGUAUGAAGGAGCAGCUGAUGAACAGCGAGGACGGAGCCUCCUUCAUGGACUCCACCUCCUCCUGGAGCAGAAACAGCACGGUGACCUUCUCCCCCUCCGAGCUUUUCAGCCUGUGUGGAGCGGAGGAUCAGAAGUUACAGCGUCCGGGUCUCACCUCCACCCCCGUCUGUCCCCUCAAACACUCCACCAAGACCAACCAGGACAACUCUGGUCUGCACUGCAGCCACAGCAGCCAGACGCCCUCGGAGACGGGAGAGAAGAUCAAAGCGCUGUGGAUGUCGGCUCCUCAGACUCCGACGCCUCUGAAGAUCCAGAACGAGGUGUCGGUCUGUUCCAGCAGGAUGAUGAACCUGACGUGGGAGGAGCGAAGGCUCGAUCCCGACAGCCAACAGUCCAGCAGCUCUGAGGUGCAGGGGGAGAGUCUGCUGAGCGCCGUCGUGCACGUCCAGAGGGAGUCCAGAUCCGGCUCACAGGAUCAAGAUGGCUCUGUGUCCCAGGUCCAGAGAGAGUCCGGUUCUGUGUCCCAGGUCCAGAGAGAGUCCGUCUCUGUGUCCCAGGUCCGGAGAGAGUCCGGUUCUGUGUCCCAGGUCCAGAGAGAGUCCGUCUCUGUGUCCCAGGUCCGGAGAGAGUCCGGUUCUGUGUCCCAGGUCCGGAGAGAGUCCAGUUCUACCCCGGGCUGUGACGAGUUUGGCUGCUUCCUAUUGGACGGCCAGAUGGAGGUGUAUUGGUGUCAGCAGCCAGUCGGUUACCUGCACUCACCUGAAUGUCCUGCGUACAGGCUGAACCCCUUCGAGCUGAGCGGCGAGUUACAGCUGGUGAUGUUCGGGAAAACAGAGGACCAGCUGAGUGUUACGGAGCAGGCGCGCCUCUACGUGGAGCCGUGAUCACCUCCAACCAUCGGCGUCUUCAGCACCGGCAGCCGUUCUUCCGUCGGUCCAGAAGCCGCCGUGACGCCUCAUAUUAAACAUUAAAUAUUAAAUAUCGUUAGCUUCAGGAAGCUAAUCAUGAGUCAGCAUUUAGCUUCACACACUGCACGGCUCUUAUUGAUUUAUUUAGCAGUUUACGUGUCCAACGUCUGGUUUUAUGUGUUUUUACUGAAAAUGGAUUUUAACAAUAAACAUGAGAACAUAUUUUUAUCAUUUUAAACAAAGUUUUUAACUGUAUGUGGUAGUUUUACUGAAAAAGAUGUGGAUUUGUUAUAUUUUAAAGAUCUGUAUAUACAUAUUAAUUUAUAUUUUAAAGAUCUGUAUAUACAUAUUAACUUAUAUUUUAAAGAUCUCUAUAUACAUAUU
Molecule: messenger RNA, 1578 nt
Organism: Etheostoma cragini (Arkansas darter)
Lineage: Eukaryota; Metazoa; Chordata; Actinopteri; Perciformes; Percidae
Product: myb-related protein B-like
Exons: 7
Coding region: 289-1170 (293 amino acids)
Source: RefSeq, a predicted model, not a curated record